This is a messenger RNA of Cloeon dipterum, 1221 nucleotides long. RefSeq names its product L-aminoadipate-semialdehyde dehydrogenase-phosphopantetheinyl transferase. Gene Ontology annotation, cellular component: cytosol. The record is from RefSeq and is a predicted model, not a curated record. The transcript has 4 exons. Gene Ontology annotation, molecular function: holo-[acyl-carrier-protein] synthase activity; magnesium ion binding. Bases 263 to 1084 code for a protein of 273 amino acids. Lineage: Eukaryota; Metazoa; Arthropoda; Insecta; Ephemeroptera; Baetidae.
UAUUUUCUGUCCCCUAGUCUCCGCGCAUGUAAUUGCCAAUUGAAUCGUGAUUGGUCAGCACGCAGGUCACGUGGCUUGAGCCUCAUUCAUUCCAAAUCACAUGUGUGUUCGACCUCUGUACAAAACAAACCCUUUAAACGCCUAUAAAGCAAGCUUGGAAACAAUAAGCUGACGACGGGCAAAUCAGUUGAAAAUAAGAUUGGGGAAAUAGGAAGCAGCAACAUAAACAUUACACAAAAACCAGAGGAAACCACGGAAAAGAAUGAAAGUUUUUCGCUGGGCUGUGCGAGCUGGUCCUUGGCAGCCUACAGAGGCGGAAUGGACGAAGGCUGCGUCAUUGAUACAACCUGAAGAAAAGGAGAGAAUAGGAAAAUUCGUUUUCAAAAAGGAUGCGAAGUCUUCCAUGCUAGGCCGACUCUUGAUUAGGAAAUUCCUCGUCCAAGAAACUGGCUGUCUAAAUUCAGACCUCUUGGUUGAUAGGGACAAGCAUGGGAAACCUGUGUACCCUGCAGACUUGUCUGUUAUGUUCAACGUCUCUCAUCAAGGUGACUUUGCUGUGUUGGCUGGAGCCUCAGGUUGUUUGCCUGGACACCAGCUUGGAGUCGACGUUAUGAAACUUGAGUACACUGGAGGAAGAGAUCUCAACGAGUUCUUUAGAAUAAUGACCAGGAAUUUUUCUCCUAAGGAAUGGACAUUAAUUAAGAGAUUCCCAAACGAGAACAAGCAACUGAAGGAAUUCUGUCGGCACUGGAGCUUGAAAGAGAGUUACGUAAAAGCAACUGGCACAGGCAUCACCGUCAACUUGCAAAACCUCAGCUUCCACACGAUUUCUACGCUAGACCCAGACUUAAUAGUGACUGACACAGUGCUUUCCAGCAGUGGUGAAAAAUUGACUGAGUGGUAUUUUGAAGAGUCGUUGCUUGAUGCAGAACAUUGCGUCUCUUUGUGUAGAAAUUUCAAUGUUGCAUCUGUGGAAAAAUUCGAGCAUCUUUCCAUUAGUGAUCUGUUUCUUGGGCUGGACCCAAUGAACUCUGAGGAUACCGAUUACACUUUAGAAUUUUUAUCUAAAGAUGAGCGACCAUAGGUCUGUCUGAUGAUAUUAAUGUAUGCUGAUAAUGCUUUAUUAUUUGGUUUUUAAUGUUCUUAAACUGUUCUCUUUCAAAUCGAUUUCAAUGAUGAUGCCUUUGAAACCGUUUGAAAAAUAAAAUAAUUUUUAAUGAG